Molecule: messenger RNA, 879 nt
Organism: Dentiscutata erythropus
Lineage: Eukaryota; Fungi; Glomeromycota; Glomeromycetes; Diversisporales; Gigasporaceae
Source: the annotation of a GenBank genome assembly
AUGAUUUUGUCGCUUUUAAAAAAGUAUGAUGAUCUGAUUUUGAAUAAUGCGUCACAAAUUAGCUCUAUUGAGAGUUCUUUAAGGACUUUGACUUAUGUUUUACCCGGACGUUUUGCAGACGCCGAGUUUGCAUCAGAAACGUUAUUUGCAGCUUUGAACUUGAUUGGAUUAUACCAUGAUUCCAUUUUGGCCCGAGCUGCUGAAAAUUUGCCUCCAUCGAUAAAACCAUCACCAUCACCUCAUAAUAGAUACACAAGAUUUUGGAUAAAUUCAUCCAAAACAUAUCAACAUGCUUCGCUUGCGUUAACAUUUUUGCAAUAUACCGAUGUUUUAUUAGAAAUGGGUGUACAAAAAAAAUGGGGGAAAGAGGUUAAAUGGAAAUUGAUUAGCAUGAUUGAACUUAUAAAAGUGGUCUGCCGGAUCAUUCUUCUGUACAAAACUCAAGAACGUACGGUGAUUGAACCAACUGUUCCAAGACGAGAAAUUGACCCUUCUGUUUUUCCCUCCACGUCAAAUGAUGAUGUGUUGAGUCAUCGCGAACAAGGAGAGUCAGAUACUUGGGUUGGGAAAUACACUAAUCGAGUACACGAUAGUAUAUCUGUCGUUCGUUCCCAGCAUUCUAAACAUUAUGAUGUAAAUGAGUAUUUAACGAGUAAAGUAUUGAUGGUUGAAGAUGUACGAAAACCACCAGAUCUUGUUCGCAAAUUGUAUUCAUUUGGAAAACUUAGCGAAUUAAUUGUCGACAAUAAUCCUUAUGAAUUACUACUACAAAACACAUAUACCCGGCGGGGGCCGAUGGUUAUCAACGUUAGAGAAAGAAGAACGGAAGAGGCGUAUUCGACAAUUCUUCUUUUAUAUAUUAAGAGGACCUUUUUAUGA